Messenger RNA from Vanrija pseudolonga, 3910 nucleotides. It is a transcript of the gene dusp1-b, whose product is annotated as Dual specificity protein phosphatase 1-B. Gene Ontology annotation, biological process: protein dephosphorylation; negative regulation of MAPK cascade. NCBI's taxonomy places the organism in Eukaryota, Fungi, Basidiomycota, Tremellomycetes, Trichosporonales, Trichosporonaceae. The record is from RefSeq and is a predicted model, not a curated record. Bases 672 to 3323 code for a protein of 883 amino acids. Gene Ontology annotation, cellular component: cytoplasm. The transcript has 3 exons. Gene Ontology annotation, molecular function: MAP kinase tyrosine/serine/threonine phosphatase activity; protein tyrosine/threonine phosphatase activity; MAP kinase tyrosine phosphatase activity.
UCGCAUUUUGCUGCUUUGCAUCACACAACAACACCAACACCCAACACCCACCUUCCCUCACCCUUCCCUCUCUCUUGCAUCCAUUUCACUCUCUCUGCUCUCACCUCGUCGCUCCCUUUUGCCCCUUGCUCGCUAGCAACCCGUCUGUUGUCGCCGCGUCGCCGUUGCUCCCCGAAAAGCCCAUCUUGCUUGGCCUCGGCCACGGCCAACGACGCACAGAUCAACACCGCCUCUCUUCCACCUUCCACCACACACCUUCCCCCCGAUCCCGGGUUUCAUCUUGCUGCCAUUCAAACAACCAACACUUUGGGCCUUCUUCCCUUGCAAGCAAGGGCGCGCGCGCGUUCCACCAACAAACGACCACUCGACGCGACACACCCACCCACUCCCCAUCCAACCACCACCUUCCUUCACCAACCAUUGAGAAUCCAUAACAGCAACACCAGCAUCAACAGUCAUCGGUGCACGUCUGUGCGGACAGUCAGUGCUGCACUGCUCGCCUGCCCGGCUGCAUCCGUCAAACGACGACAAUCGACAAAGACCACGCGCAAAGCCAACUCCAACACGCGUGUGCACCGCCUCGUUCGUCGUGUUGCCGCGGCUUCAUCGACGACGACGUCAACGACAAGUUGCCAGACGCUGACGCUGACGCCGCCGUCGCCGCCGCAUCAAUGAGCGGCCUCGCCAGCGGCAAUCCUCUUGCUACUGCUGCUGCCGCAGCAACAGCAGAGGAUUCGCCGCCGUCGGCAACGACACGGAUGCAUCACUACCUCUCGCUGGCAACACACGUCUCGCAUCCCACGCCGCUGUCCCCGGUAAUGGAGCCAAGCAACGGCCCGUCGCCCAUCAGUGAAACAGCUACACCACCUCGCGGAGACUCGCCAAACCUCCCUGCGCUCCAUGCCGGUAACAGCAGUCUCUCGACGGCGCCCAGCGACUACAAUCCACGCAUCAGAACUCCCAUCUCCCCGCUCUCGGCCAGCGCUCCGUUUGGCCGCUACCUCGACUCGCCUGCCCGCUUCUCCAUGUCGCCCAACAUCAUGUCCCCGGCCAGCGGGCUCCCACACCCGCACGACACGGAGCUGAUUGAAAAGGUCGCCCCUGGCGAUGUUGUUGUUGGUCAUGGAGCCGCGGAUAACGCCGCAUCGUUACCGAGCAGCAAACGCCGUCCUGUGCCGCUCGAUCUCAACCGCCGCGCUGGUGCCGAGCCUGGGCACGAGCAAGCUCCUCUCACUGGAAUGUCAGCUGAGAGCGCACACAGCACGCUCAGCAACGAACUGCUCGACCUCUCGGCCCUCCGCCGCUCAGUGCAGCAAAACCUUCAUGACCGGCCAUUCUCAUCCAUGGAUGAGUACACCGGAGACAGCGAUUCCGACAUGGAAUCCGCGGGGAGCGGACGUGCAUCUCCGGGUCCUCUGGCUACACCAAAUGACGACAGGUUUAUUGGCGCGAGCGAGGCGCUGUCACUUAUUCGUACCUCUGCACAGCCUCUCUUCAUCGACACGCGUACCCUAGACGACUUUCUCGCCGCCCACGUACACCGCUCAACCAACGUCUCUAUCCCAACAUUGAUCGUUCGCCGCCUCCGGAAGCACGCCUCGUCAGGAGAACCAGCUGACAAGUGGGCGUCUCUCGGGUCGUAUGUGAGCACCCCUGCCGGCCGCCGUGUAUGGGACAGCAUCGACCUCGGGCUACACACGGAUAUUGUUAUCGUGGGCGCAGACGAAUCGGACCGCGAGACCCCGAGAUUACUCGCAUCCAUCCUCACAGCAAUCGUUCCUGUGGUAUCUGCGCGUGUCCUGAGCGGUGGCUGGGCAGCGCUUAGUGGCCUUGCGCAACACGCUGGGCUGAUCGUUUCCGGAGAAUCGAGCGAGUCGCCCAGGGUACAAAAGACCCACACCGACCCAACAUUCUACAACCAAGCACCCGCUCCUUCACAAAUGGCCGUCCCCCCUCGCCACCUGGUCAGCUCGCUGGCCGUCAGCCCGGUGUCGCCACCCAGGCUCAGUCCGGCCCGCAGCCUCCCAUCACUAUCCAUCAACCCUACCAGGCAACAACCCCCCAAGCUCUGUCUCAAGAUUGACAAGACAAUACGAACGUCGCCGGUCCCGCCAAUCCUUCCGACUGUGGCGACGCGACGCGACAAUGCGCGCCCCAAGCCCAUGCAGCUUACGCUCGACGUUGGCGAGUCGAACCACCAUGUCCUAGGUGGGCCCCGCAGCGCCAUGCUCGGUGGCUCGGUGAUGAGCAGCAUCCCUCAUACGCCACGAGCGGCGUACAGUGACCACGGGCACGACGGCUCGCUUCGCACCAGUUCACUCGCCCCAUCAGGCGAACCAUGGUCGCACAACCGCCUCACGGUCGAUACGAGUCUUCACAACGUGCCUGUGUCGCCCGGUCUUCGCCACCUCUCGGCAAGUUCCUCCGGUGCCCGACACGGACACGAACCAGAAGCCAUCCAGGUCUCGACAAUUCUUCCGUCGUUCCUUUACCUCGGUCCUGAGAUCACCACUCGGCAGGACGUCGAGGCGCUGCAGGCCCUCGGCGUGAAACGAAUCCUCAACGUCGCUUUCGAAUGCGAUGACGACGAGGGUCUUGGUCUGCGGCAAGAGUUUGACCGCUACCUCAAGAUCCCCAUGAGAGAUACAGUGGAGGAGUCUGGCGUUGGCAAAGGAAUCCGGGAUGCCUGUGACUUUUUGGACGACGCGCGUUUGCACUCUGCCCCCGCAUACGUGCAUUGCAAGGCCGGCAAGUCUCGCUCCGUCACCGUCGUGCUGGCAUACUUGAUACAUGCCAAUGCGUGGACGCUCAAGACAUCGUACGCCUAUGUCGCCGAGCGGCGGCCGGGAAUCUCGCCCAACAUUGGCUUUGUUGCCGAGCUCAUCCAGUUUGAGGAAUCCGAGCUCGGGAGCAAGCAGGCGACGGGCGUGCACGAUUCGACGGCGAGCCCGGUCGAGGUUGACGAGAACAACCCGCCGCUGGUGCACCGUGAGCCCAAGCCGGGGCCACGGUAUACACGUGAAUCCAUGCCGCCAGAGUACGGCCCGGACCUGGACGACGACGGUCAGGAGAAGGCUGAUGCCGACCUAGACCUUGGCGCGCCCGAGCCGACGGCGACGACGAGACUGCGGCGUAGAUCUGGCGCCGACAUUGAAGUGCGCAAGAACGGACAGUGGGUGCACCAUCGCAGAGCGCCCGUCGACAGAACGACGCUGCAGCCUGGCAGACGCGUGUCCAAGGCCGGCCUCGAGUCGAUGGCCAUCAGACCAAUCGAGCACGGUGACCGCCCGAGACCCACGCGCCCAGGCACCAUGGACACCUAGUCCUGUAUCAUUAUAAUAGAUUGCAUGCGCAUGGGUUUGUAGCAAUGGUAGACGUGAUCCGAUGUGACGGUGUGGAAGGUGCUGGGCAAGAAGCGCGUGACUUCGGAUGCGAGCGGAAAGUGUCCAAGGCGAGUGCGUGGGCUUGGGGGUGGGCGUAUGCGUGAUAUCCCCAUGGACCGAGGGCGCACGGGCUGGUGCAAACGAGUAGCUGAUCGACACGGACCGUGCGGUGCGGUGGCUCUGGCCAUAGUGCAAGGGAAGUGACGCGCGUGCAGAGCAGGCAGUCGCAGUCGGCCAGUGCUGGCGAGAAGGGCAACAGGGGACGGUCGGUCGCGCGCAUGGUCCCUCGCCACAACCCGUGAGAUGAUCCGAGAGCGCACGGCCGGCCGGGCAGAAGCGCGCGCCAGAGGGAUCGACAGGCGCGUGCGCGCAUGCGCAAUGCGUAUGAGGCCCGGGGCGCAUGAUACGGGGCGGGGCGUCAACGCGCAGAAGUCCCGGCGAGAGAGACGAGAGCGGCGCACAAGGCCCGCCGCCGGCCACAUCGUCUCGUCGGGAGCGCCCGACCCCGCCGUCGCCCGCGUAACCGC